AUGGAUAAACUUCGACAAGCUCAAGUAGAAAAAGUUCUAGAGGCCCUAGAUAUGGGAGAGAUUGAAACUGGUAAGGGCUUGACUCAAGAACAUGGGCUUGCUAGAGCUGCUAAUACUUGUUGGGGUUCACACUAUAAAUAUUUUAAGAACUUUAUUAGUAUGUUUGGUUCUAUUAUUGAUGUCCAUGAUACUAUUGUUGUUGAUUCUGAAUCUGUUGAAGAAAAAGCUAAGACAACAGGAUAUCUCAGAACUUAUUUACAGGAUGAUGGAUGGGAUCCACUUAUCAAAAAUGUGUCUGAAUUUUGUGUCAGGUUUUCUAAUCUAAAAGGACUUGGUGACCUUUCCGAGGAGCUAGUUAAGACAAAAAAAUACUUUAAUUAUCCUUUUGUGUUUCGUCUUGUAAAGUUUGCAUUGCUCCUACCGGUUGCUACUACUAUAGUUGAAAGAGCUUUUUCGGCAAUGAAGUUGAUCAAGAGUGAAUUGAGAAAUCAAAUGGAUGAUGGUUUCAUGAGCAGUUGUAUGGUGCCUUAUGUAGAAAAAAAAAUUUAA
Capsicum annuum is the source of this 549-nucleotide messenger RNA. RefSeq lists its product as uncharacterized. The transcript is spliced from 3 exons. NCBI's taxonomy places the organism in Eukaryota, Viridiplantae, Streptophyta, Magnoliopsida, Solanales, Solanaceae. The record is from RefSeq and is a predicted model, not a curated record. The coding region runs from base 1 to 549 and encodes 182 amino acids.